This is a messenger RNA of Ahaetulla prasina, 3329 nucleotides long. RefSeq lists its product as uncharacterized. Lineage: Eukaryota; Metazoa; Chordata; Lepidosauria; Squamata; Colubridae. The record is from RefSeq and is a predicted model, not a curated record. The coding region runs from base 2102 to 3163 and encodes 353 amino acids. The transcript is spliced from 6 exons.
CAAUGGCAAACCAUUUCAGAAAUCUUGCCAAUAAACUGCAGGAACAUGCUGUUGCCAGGAGUCAACACUGAUUCAAAAGCAUGCACAAAAGUUUGAAUAUGAAAGGUACUUAAAAUGGUGUUACUACCACUUACUUAAUUAACUCCACAAACCUCUGUAUAAUUGUAGUAGUACAGAAAUACAAUAUAAACUUUGGUUGUUGUUGUGAGUAAGCUGCUAAGUAAAUUUAAAUUGUUGGUCUUAACAAAUCAAGUUCUUCAGGUUUGCCAAAAAUUACCUUCAGGAUUGCAGUUUCCCAGUAGAAUCUGCCCAACUGCAUUGAUUUUCCCUGGGAAAGCUAUUUUGAGGAUGUGAGGCGAGUGGAAGCUAGAGGAACUGCUUUGGGAAAUUUAUUAUAUGUCAUAUGUUUAUAACUUACAACUAAUUACAAAUGCUUUAAUAAUUUCUAUGUAUCUCGUGAACCAACAUGUACUUUCUAUAUUAGGACUGUUAUAAAUAUUAUAAUAAUAAAAAUAUAAGUAAAAAUUUGCAUUCCCUCCUUUCUUCAAGAAAUGUGGGUAACAUACAUAACUGGAAACAGAUGCAGCAUCAGUUUAGUGAUCUGCUGUUUAAUUUUUUCCCCAAAAAAUGUUCAUUUUUAUUUCACAACAUUGCCAACUUUAUUUGCUCUAAUGCAUUUAAAUCUUACUGGGCUGUGUGUGUGGGGAUCAGUGCUGUAAAAAUUUCAGUUUUCCUGAAUUAUUUAAAUCAUUUUCAGUAAGAACUAAAGCACUGUAUUUUAUAGAUGUUAAUUACAAAUGAAGAAGGAUCUCUUUUUUACUCCAUGUUCCAUUUUCUUCUAUCUGCUGUCCCUUGCCACUUCCUUUGUUUUUUUACCUGUGUGUGUGUAUGUAGUGUAAAAGCAUCAAAAUCACUAUUUUCUUUUCAGUCUUUGUGAAAGAAUGAUGGCUGUCUAUUUGCAGACAGAGGUUACAUUUCUGCCUGAUAUUUCUCCUGUCUUUUGACCCAAAAUAAUGGUGACAGUUUUCCAAGAUAGAUUUUUGGCAAUCCCGAAAACUCAGGUUAAUCUAGAAGCCUUGUCCAAAAGGGUGGGGGAGUGGAACAGUGGGAGAGAAAAUACAUAUACACUACUACUGGACAGAUUUAAACACAGCCCAAUAAGUAAUAUUUAUUGCUUUAAAUUUAGCUCUUCUCCCCAUCAGUGUGACUUCACCUGAUGAACAAACGUCAGCUGGGAGUUUGAUAGAUUAAAAUUAAUUAAUUAAUUAACCAGGAAACUCCCUAGGCAAAUAACUUGCUUCUUCGCCCCUGUGUGGCUGAACUCCAGGGGUGACUCGACGGCAGGAGAGAAAACAUUUUUUUGAACUUUAGCUGAAUCACAGACGAAAUGAAACUAAGACUGCCGUUCUCACGCCUUCACAAUUAACGGGGCUGAACCUUGGGGAAAAAAUCAGGGCGGAAAAGUUAAAGGGCAACGCAAAGCGCGGCACCUGGGUCCCAAAUCUGCCCGCUAGGUCGGCUGUUAAGAAGCCAAGGCAAGGGGCUCGUCGGCGUCACCCAGGACUUCGUCAAAGGCGCGGGAUUCGCCGGCGCCUCCGUGCCCUUUAACUCGGCUGCCGGCCCGAAUGGCCGGGAUUUUGAAGGUGCAACUUUCUUCCGUGCAGGAGCGCUUAAGUAGCCUCUCCCUCUCCCCGCGCCUUUCACACGAGAGCGGCCUACAGUGCCGGGCCGGAAACUUUUCCUCGUUGCUCUUUCAUACCUUUCUGGAGACCGACAGGUGGAUCCUCGGAGCUUUUCUGAGGUAGAAGUCUUAAGUAACCAGGAAGUAAUUGCCGCCUUGCCUUGAGGAGAGUGAGCCUGCUGCCCGCCGUUUACCAUAGCCAUCUCCCUGAUUGCUGUAGGGAGCAAAUUGCAGACCUGAUCCUCGGAAGGAAGCGUUUCCCCCCCCCCCCCACUCUAGCAAAACGAGAAGCUCGGGGAGCCCGGAGGAUCCAUCGCCUCCUCCCUCGUGAAACAAUAGUUCAGUGUUUGGUUUAAGGGCUGAGUCUCCGGUUGAUUCAACAUUGACAAAACCAGGAAAUGAGAGGCUAUUGAAACCUGAAUGCAUAUACCUUCUGUUUCACUUCCCUCUGGAUUUAUGGCUGCUCAUCUGACAGAGAACAUGGAGCUCACAUCAUUUUUCAAACUCCCAUCUUCCCAACUCAUCGGAAGCUUAGGAUCUGUUGCUCCCAUCAUACUCAUGAUCCUUCUGCUGCUUCUCUGUUUUCCCUUUAAAAAGAAAAAACAUCGCUUGUCAAUCAGAACCAGGAAGAAGGACAUAAAUAUGUCUGAACUAAUAGAUCUGACAAAACUGGAAGAUGGGUUGCCUCCAGAAAGGGAGUCUCUUUCAGAUCAAAGUUUACACAAAGGUAACACUUUGCCUAGUCACCAAGCACAGGAGCAAUCAAAUGGAUUUUCUUCAGAUCUUCAGCAAGGAAAUGCAGACCCUCCAAAAUACACACAGGUAGUUAACUCAAGCCAACAAACAAUGGAGAAACUGAACAUGAACCAACAAAGAAAGUUGAGUCCACAAGCACCAGGUUCCAACGUACCAUCCCCAAGCCCACUGCAGUUCAGGAAACUUCCAGUGACUCCCAAAGAGGCCUGCCUAUCUAGAAUGUUACCAUUGACACAAAACCUAGACAACCUAGUUUACGAAAGCAUUGGUAUUAAAGAACAGGAAUUAUAUAGCAAGGAUUGGUUGGAAGGAAGGACAGGCUGUCAGAUGGAAGCUAAUGAUAAUCCAAUCUGUGCCAUGACCCAUGGAUCUGGAACACUGCCUGUGGCGCUUGGUGGAAAAGAUUCUGAAGUUGCAGGAUCCAACAACGUGCAUAUGCAGUUGUCUCCAGCUCAACCAUGCCAGGAGUCAUAUGGCCAGUUGCAGGAAAGGGCACCUGAGAAAGAGGCCCCACGGGCUCAGCUUGAGUCUGACUCAAGGAGACUAAGUGCCAUGUAUGCUCGAGUGUGCAAGCGAACCAAGGCAUCUCAGGCACUGCAACCUGAAAAUCGUGAUGAGCCUAAGGAACAAGAAGAGGAAGAACCCCCACCCAUUCCAGAAAAAUGUUUUGAGCACGUCUAUGAAAGCCUGAAGGUUCAUGGUGAGAUGCAGGAUGGGGGCUUGUAGGUGCAUCUCUUUCUAAACUGGAAGGUGUACUGUAUGUUCUAAUCAGGCAACUUUGAAGUGUCAUCCAUUAUGCAGAAAAGUCAGUUAUGUACAUUCAUAUGGUAUUCAUAAAUCUCUGUGGUAUAUAUGUGCUAGUGAAGAAUUGUCUGAAAUGUAAGCUUUUUUU